Exophiala spinifera is the source of this 4194-nucleotide messenger RNA. RefSeq lists its product as uncharacterized. Gene Ontology annotation, biological process: intracellular transport. The transcript has a single exon. Bases 1 to 4194 code for a protein of 1397 amino acids. The record is from RefSeq and is a predicted model, not a curated record. NCBI's taxonomy places the organism in Eukaryota, Fungi, Ascomycota, Eurotiomycetes, Chaetothyriales, Herpotrichiellaceae.
AUGGGCAGCACCAACACUUUCGGACAAAGCACGCAACAACAAGCCUUUCCCACGAUGAAUGGCAGCACGAGUUUUGGCACAAGUAUGUCGUUCCCGCAACCCGGUUCGAGCACCAACAGUGGCUUCAACUUUCAACCUCCUCAAUCGAGUUCCUUCACGUUCGGCGCGCCAGCAGGUACCCCGAAUCCGUUUGCGAGCUUGAACGGGACAGCAGGGCCAGGAAACAGCCAACAAGGCGAUAUUGCAAUGGAAUCUCCGCAGAAGAAGACAGCAAAUGGAAAUGCUUUCGCUUCAAAUUCUGGAUUCAGUUUUGGCCAGACAACACAGCCGCCAUCCAGCUCAGGGUUCUCUUUUGGUGGCACACAAAGCACACAAUCUGCCGCAAACGGCACAAACCCGUUCAAUCCAGUGUCGAAGCCGGAUGACCCUGCAGCUCCAGCAAAUCCUUUUGGUCAACCCUCGCAGCCUGCGUUCGGUGGCUUUGGCCAAUCUGCCCAAACACAACCUUCAGGCUUUGCCUUUGGUCAGAGUACAAGCACUCCAGCUCCUGCGUCGACAACAACGGCGCCAAGUUUCAGCUUUGGUCAAAGCACAACUACUGAAGCUCCUGCUGCAGCAACCCCCAACUUCAGCUUCACCCAGGCUACCGCAACCCCUCAAUCUGCGCUCCCGUCGUUCUCCUUCGGACAGGCAAGCACUACGCAAGCAGAGGGGCCAAAAGAAGCACCGAAAUUCUCUUUUGGCCAGACUCCUGCAACGUCAGGAAGUCAAUCCAACGGGCCUAGUUUCGGUUUUGCCUCACCAGCAGCAACUCCGGCAAGUCAACCAAUAUCAACAUUCUCAUUCGGUCAAACACAACAAUCUACCACCUCAAGCCCCUCCUUCACAGGUUUCGGUGCAAAGAGCGGAGAGACGAAACCUGUAUCUUCAAUGUUUGGUCCGUCUACGGCUACCCCACAACCUGCAACCACAGAGCAGAGUAACCAAUCACCACAAAAGCCUGCUACUCCAGAAACAGAGAAAACUGCGACAAAUCCAUUCGCAAGUUUGUUUGCUGGCUCUAGCAGUGCAUCUCCUGCCCCCGUCUCGAAGCCUGCUUUCAGCUUCGGCACUGCUUCCACGCCGGAGCCCAGGAACGCGACAGAUCCAAGCAGUACACAAACAAAGCCAGCGUUCAGCUUCGGUGCAUUCAACCAAACAUCGACGUCAGCUACAGGCACCCUAGAACCGAAACCAACGAACACCGGCUCGACGACCUUCUCAUUCGGCGCAAAAUCGGCGCCAACCGAACCUACUCCUGAGGCUCGGGGACCUCAAGCGGCUAUCAGCAGUGACAUUGGAGAAAAGAGCAAGGGACAAGAGGAGAGUACCACACCUGCAAAGCCAUCAUUUGGAUUUGCGCAUUCGGCGUCGCCUGCGCCUGGAGGUCCCUUCGCUUUCGUGAAGUCCGAUGACAAACCGAAAGCAAUGUCUAACACUGCACCUGCGAAAGAUUUAGCGGUUGGUACAACUUUUGGUGGCACGCCCGCACCCGGUUCGUCUUCUAAGAAUGGCACAGCUUUCGAGAGGUCGGGCUCAAUGCAGAAACCGAUGUUCGGCACAUCUGCUCAGCAAACGCCUCGAGCAGAGGGGAAAUCCAGUCCGGCACCGACGUUUUCGGCUUCCAGCGCCAACAAACCCGCGGAAGAUGCCAGUGAUCGAUCUAUCAUUUCGAAGGCUAGCAUGAACACCACGGCCCAAGGAGCUGUUGCGAGCCCACCAGAUACCGUCUCAGUAAGGGAACCUACGAAGCGACCAGUAUACACAAAGGGAUCUUCUUUUUUUCCUGGUCACCUUGACGCCAAGCAGUUUCAGGAAUACGAUCGAGAUUAUCGCCUACACUCAUUAAAUCGCGAGUUUCAGAAAAGAAUCGCUGCUUUGGACCCCACCGUUCACGAUUUUGGGAAUAUAAUCCGACAUUAUGUCUCAGCUCGCGAUGGCAUUGGUGCUUCUCUAGGUCUCUACAAGAGGAAUUUCGCAGGCACUAAACGCAAGGGUGAAGACGUUGAUGAUCACGAUGAUGAACCCCCUGCCAACAAAAGAACUCGCCCUGGUGAGAAUCAACAAGCCCAGCCUGCACAAAAUGCGUCUGCUUCUAAAUCUUCCGGGGGUCGCUCUACACCUCAACCCUCCAGUUUCAAAGCCGCAUCAACUACACUUUUCCCAUCCACUGGUGCCGAGUCGUCCUCUAAAGCAGCGUCCUUGCUCAACAACAUGAUUCCACAGUCGGCGCCAGCCAAAAGUGCGCAGUCUGUUACAGCGUUCGAUCCGAGCGCUUCACUAGGGUCAGGAAGGGAGACAACUUCAAGCGCUACUGGUGGCCCUUUCGCAUCGCUGAAGAGCCAAAGUACUGGCCCAACUUCUGAACCGACUACGUCAACCUCGACUACGCCCACGAAAUCCCCACCGAAAAAGCCGACUUUCGAACUUCCUAAGUUUGGUGGUGGCACCACAAACUUUAUGAGUGCCUUUGGUCAACAAGCAAAAAUCAAUGCAGAAAAGUUUGAGAAGAGCCUCAUGGAGAAACGCAAAGCUGAGGAUUUUGAUUCAGAUGAAGAUGAUGAGGAACAAUUCCAGAAGCAGCUUGAUGAAGAAGCGAAAGCUAAGCGGGCUAAGAUUGAUGCCAUUGCCAAAGCGGGGUUUACUCCAUCGUUCACCCCAAACAUUGAAUCGGCUGUGUCUACUCCAGCCAAGGAACCCGAGGCUGCCAAGUUCGCCUUUGGCGGCUUCAAGCCAUCUGCUCUAAAUCCAUUUUCACCCUUGAACUCUAAAGAAACCAGUGAAGAACAUUCACAGGAUGAAGACGCUAGCGGAUCGUCAGCCAGCAAUGGCGGAGAUGACGAUGAGGACAGCCAGGAAGUGGAAGGGUCGGAAGCUCAAAACGGAGAUGAGGAUGAGGAUGAGGAUGAAGCAGACGACGACGAUGACAACGAUUUCCAAUCUGCCGUGGCCAAGUCGAGGAAUAAUGCCAAUGCAGGCAAGAGCUUGUUUGAUCGGAUCGAGCCGAAUCCAAACAAACAAGAACCCGCAGUAGCCGUUGGGCAGAACACCAACGCUUCAGCGGACGAAGGCCCCUCCGCACAGACAGCAAACAAGUCGACUUUCUCAUCGUCCGGAUUCGGGUUCCAAGCUGUUAAUCCCACAACUGAGACUCCUUCCUUUACUCCUACUACGCCAGCUACUGGUACUUACAAGCCUUCAACUACCUUCAAUUUCACUCCCACACCACCAACAUCAUCAUCUACGCCAACCCCAGGCGCUUCCAUAUUCGCUGGUGGUCUUACCAAAGAUGGUCCUGUUCCAGGAGAAGGAUUGUUUGGCUCCCGACCAAGUACUCCCAGCAAUGGCGAGAAGUCUAGCAACCUGGCCAAGUCAGUGCUCACCUCGCCAGCGGGAACCGACAACACAUGGAAACAAGGUGGGGCAAUUUCAUUUGCAAACGGGGAGAAGAAGGCCGAUGCGCCUAGCUUCAAGUUCACCGCGCCGUCGCCUGGAAAGGAGACGCCGAAGCCAUUUGGUUCUAUUUUCGGUACACCUGCGCUCGGCGCGAAACCCUCUGAUACGCCUACUGUUGGAUUUCAAUUUGGUGCUCCAACAUCGACACCUGCACCAGGGUUUUUAGGUGCUGUCACUCAUCUCGGCGGCGGAUCUGCUGGGAGCUCUGCUAUGUCUUCUCGUGCCACCUCGCCUGGUUUGACAGACAACGAGUCUAAUGCUACCAAUGACACUGAGGAAACGAAUGACGAGCCGCAGGUGACACUGAUGGAUUCACGAGCAGGUGAAGAGAACGAAACCUGCCUCUGGGAGGGUCGUUCCAAAGCCUUGAUGUUCGUCAACAAAGAGAUUGCCCAAGGCACCAAAUUGAAUCCGAACGACUGGAACUCGAUGGGUGUGGGCAUCAUCCGUGUUCUUAAGGACAAGACUACAGGAAAGACACGAGUCGUUUUCCGUGUCGAGCCCAGUGCUUCUGUUCUCGUCAACUCUCAUCUUCUUGACAGCGUCACGUACGAGAACGUACCGUCCAACAAAAGCGGUGCCGUCCGUGGUGCGCUCUUUUACAAGGGAACUCUGGCUCGAUGGGUCUUCAAGGUCAAGACUCCAGAGAUGGCCAGCCAACUUUCAGCGGUACUGGAGGAGAACAAAAAGUCGGAUUAA